CUCUCUGGAUGCCAGCAGCUUCUCGUCAUGGAGCAGAAGACAGUCACAGACCAACCCGGACCGUCACUCACCACACACUCCCCAUCAGCCUUCGGAGAGGAGGACGCGGGGGGGCUCGCCACAGGAAGUGAAGCCAACCGCAGGUCAAUCGACGCCCCUGCAGCGACAGACCCGAUACUCACACAGCCCGGCCUCGGCGUCACCACGACAACCAUCACCACCAUCACGCAGACGGGGGGAGACUGGAGCUCGGGCUUGUUCGACAUCUGUGGAGACACAACCUCAUGUGUUCUCGGGGCCCUGGUGCCAUGUUGUUUAGACCUGAGUUUGGCUCACCAGUACGGCGAGUGUGUGUGUACGCCUCUCUUACCGGGAUCCACGUUUGCCAUGCGAGUCGGGAUCAGGGAGCGGUACAAGAUAAGGGGGAGCGUGUGUGAGGACUGGACCACGGUGUACUGCUGUUACCCUCUGGCUGUGUGUCAGAUGAUAAGAGAGAUGAAGCGGAGGUUGAAGACUCAGACGUAUCAUGUGUCCACUGCCCUUGAGUGCUCCUGAGGAAACUGGAGACAGUAAAUGAGGCUUUUCCUUCUUACGAUGCAGCGGAGAGCGGCGAGGACCUGCUGAGAUUACUGGUACCAACAGGAAAAAGAAUCGAUACUAUAAGGUUUGAACUUACUCUCAAGUCCCCUCUGAGGACGCCUUGGACAAUAAAUCAAACCUGUGACGUUCAGAGAGGGCCGGAGAGGGUAAACCUUGAAUAAUAGGGUAAACAUUCAAAACUUAGACAUUCUUUUACACUUCUACUCUUCUUUCAGAGGCGAUGGUUUGUUAAGUAUAUUCUAAGACAAGUGAAAAGCGGGUGGUGAGACACAAUUUGGUUUAUUUGUUUUUUAUUGUGAGCAAAUAGCAUUGAACACCUGAUGUAACUCUCAGUCAAAUACCAGCAAAUAAAAAAUAUACUUUUUUAUUUAAUUUCCAACA
Molecule: messenger RNA, 981 nt
Organism: Limanda limanda (common dab)
Lineage: Eukaryota; Metazoa; Chordata; Actinopteri; Pleuronectiformes; Pleuronectidae
Gene: plac8l1
Product: PLAC8 like 1
Exons: 4
Coding region: 28-555 (175 amino acids)
Source: RefSeq, a predicted model, not a curated record